CAUCACUACAAACAGAACCGGGGCUGAGCUGCGGCGGGAUGUGUGUAGGAGAGGAUGGAUGAUGAUCCUGGUGAAACCCUGUUGAAGGGAUCAGCAAGAGGAGGCACUGAAAAUGGUGCAGAUCCACCAGGAGCUCUGCAGGAAGAAGAAGCGUCUCAGGAGACCGAGUCACCGAAGCAGGUCACAGAAACCUCCCUUGAGAGGACGCAAGGUGACCUGGGGCCUAUGGAUGUGGUGCAAGCAGACUGUGCUGCUCCCGAGGCACCGCCUGAAGAGAGCGAGCUGCGCACCACGAUUUCACAUGAUGCCGUAGCUGACGUCCUGGAGACGCCAUCCAACGAACAAGAAGAAGCCACAGAAAUACUGGAGGAUGCGGAUCACGGUGAACAGCUUCCCCCAGCAGAGGCUCAGCCUGAGAGCAUGGCUCCCACUGUGCUGUCGAGCCCUGUCAGCAGGGAGCAGGUGUGUGACGCUGCUGAGCUCCCAUCCGAGGGGAGAGCAGAAGAACCUGCAGAAACGACGGGGACAUCGGAGGGUACGGGACCAGACGAAGAGCUGACUCCUGCGGAGCCUCCACCAGGGAGCGAGAGGCUGACACCUCCACGCCCCACCAGCAGCGAUCAGGAAAUGCAGCAGCUGGGUCAGGAAGCCCAAGAAAGUCACCAGAAAGGUCUGGGAGGCGAAGACCAGGGGAGCUCAGUGGAGCAGGAAUCCCGGAGCAGUGAAGGAGGUGCUGUCAUGGGCCAGGAAGAGGAGAGGGCGUCAGCGGUGUCCUCAGCCACUCCAGGCUUGUUGUUUGAAGAGCAGAAGCAUGAGAAAACACAUCCGCUUAGCUUGUCUUGGGCCUUUGGUUACAACAGCAAACUCCCUGUUUACAGCCUGCUCGAUGAGGAGAACAGGGUGAUCCUGUACGCUUCCGCUCACACUGCUGUGAUCCAUGAUGUUUUCAGGAAUAGGCAAUAUCACCUGCAGGGUCACUCAAAUUCUAUUUCUUGUCUGUGUGUGAGUGUAGACAAGCGGUGGAUUGUGACAGCCGACCAAGGACCUGAUAACCUGGUUAUUGUGUGGGACGCUUUCUCUGGGAUUCCUGUGCACACUAUAUUCGGCCAUCCAGGAGAUGGGGUCAGUGCUAUUGCUAUUUCCCAUGAUGCUAAGUAUUUGGCAACCAUCGGUGCUGGCAAAAUACAGAGAGUGUGCAUUUGGAAGUGGACUUCGUCUGAAGAGAAACCCCAGUGUAGCAUAGAGCUGGAGCCCAGAUUUGGGUACCAGAACUACAUUACUUUCAAUCCAAAAGAUCAUGGAGAGUUUGUCAGUAACAGUAAAACUCAAGUGAUAUUUUACCUGUGGGACAGUGAUGGGUUGCGGUACAGUGCCCCUCUUCUAACUGACAGAACGUUCAACAAGGUGGUAGGACUCUUCAGUCAGUCCAUUUUCCACUUUAAGAACUUGCAAGCUCUGACGGGCACUUCAGGUGGGAAGCUGGUGGUGUGGGAUGCAGUCUGCCCGCCGUCCGGGCCUGCUGACUUGUCCGUCAAGCCAUAUAAUAUGAAGGCUAUUAAACUGAUGCACCUGCAGAAAGAUGCCCUCACUGUGCUUACAGUAUCUGACAGCUAUUUUGUAAUGUGUGAUGUCAAAGGUCACAUCAAAUUCUACGACGGCCAGCUGCAGCUUGUGAACUGGUACAGCCACUUCAACCUGGGGCCCAUCCACUCCAUUUCCUUUUCCAAAAGCCCUCCCAAUCCCGGUAGCUGCCGCUCAAACUACUCCAGUUCUUGCACCAUAGGUGGCCAGCCCUUUAUUGUCAGGAAUUUUAUCCUCUCCACGUUGGAUGCGACUGUGCUGCAUGUUACGCCGGAGGGAACCAAGCUGGAGAAAUUGUUGGAGGAGGCCAAGGAAGCUGUUAAUGCCAUCUCUUGCCAUCCUACCCAGCCGCUUCUUGCCAUAGGAAGUCACUGUGGGCUGCUGAAGGUGUGGGACUACCAGCAAACCCAGUACUUCAUUAGCAGAAUAUUUACUGGGGCCAGCAUCCAGUGUCUGUCCUAUGACCCAGAAGGUUCUUCCCUGGCGGCUGGUUUUACUGAUGGAAGCCUUCGCAUCCUUGAUAGUAUUUCUCUGGACGAUGACUGUAAAGAGUUCAAGUACUCGAGAGGCUCGCUGACUCAUCUUUGCUUCUCCCAUGACUCCCAGUAUCUUGCAACUGCUGAUGAAAAAUUCUCAGUGACCAUUUACAAAGUAACCCUGAGAAAUGGCAGGAGGUCCUGGGAACAUCUUGCAGGGCUUCACGCACACUACAAGCCAAUUCGAAGUGUAAUAUUUGGUGUCCAGUUGGACAGCAGUGAACCCAGGCUCUUAAGCCUUGGGGAGGACAGACUGUUGGUGGAAUAUGAUCUGGGCAGCAGCAGCAAAGAUCAGCUGGUGAUCCUGCGAAGGGACCACAUCGAGCAGUGCGCCAUCCCCUUGUCUUUGGCCUGGUACCCGCCCUUCACGACAGAAUCCUUCAUCCUCACGACUAACAAUCAGUACAAAAUGAAGCUCUAUAAUGCAACGACCAAAAUGUGCAGAAAGACACAUCUGGGACCAACCUAUGGUUCCCCUCUUGAGAAGAUACAGAUCCUUCCGGUAACAGAAAGUCAGGAUCCUCAGAAGCGAUACCUGGCCUAUAUUGCAAAAGAUAAGGUGGGUCUGCAGAUUUUGCCUGUGGAUGGUAACCCGCACAAGUCCUCAGCUUUCAUCUGCCACCCGGGAGGUGUCUCCAACCUUGCUAGUUCCUAUGAUGGAUGCUAUGUCUUUACAGCUGGGGGUAAUGACCUCACCGUGAUGAAGUGGGAAAUUAAUUUGAAUGCUUUGGAGGCUGCUGUUUCCCUGGGUGGUGAGGAUUUGAUCCCAUUCUACAACCUGCUGGAUGGUGGCAGAGACGGCGAAUUCUUCAGGGAGCUGGAGGACUAUUUUUACUAUGCACAGCUGCGGAGCCAGGGCAUCGAUACAAUGGAGACCAGACAGGUGUCAACCCACAUUCCCUUGGAGGAAGUUCCUUUUGUAAUGCGAGCCAUGGGGUAUUAUCCAUCAGAGGAAAAGAUUGAAGAUAUAAUAAAUGAAGUAAAAUUCAGUGAGUACGUGGCUACUGGGAAGCAGGUUACCAAAAUCAAUUUGGGAGAUUUUAUCAAACUCUACAUAAAUCAUCGACCAGCAUUUGGCUUGUCGGUUAAAGAAAUACAAAGUGCCUUUCAAGUUCUUGGCUAUGAAAAUGAGAACGGAGAAAAAGUUAUUAAGAGAGGAGACUUGCUACAGCUGCUUCAGUGUAGAGGGGAGCACAUGACAGAGGAGGAACUGGCAGAGUGUCUUUCCACCCUGCUGGGCAUGAAUCCUGAGGGAGGAAGAUCUGAGCUAGGUACUUGUGACCCCACAGGUGCAGCAGGUUUGAUUGAAGAAGAAAUUCCAGAGGAAAUCACAGCAGAGAUAUUCACUGCUGACAUUCUUGGCUUACCUAUUCCUGAACCAGAAAAAAACAGACUAGAAAAAACAGAUGGACGCAUUAGCAGUGAAAGGUCUGGAAAGGUAUAAUUGCCAUGGCGUUCGUAGUUUCCUUGUAUUUUUUUUUUAAGAAAUAAAGAGAAUUUCAGGUGUAUGGAAUUCCAGGGGAUCCUAUCAGAUCGGUGUUAUCAAGAGAUUAGAAAUACUCCCAAAGACUGGCCAAACAGCACUGCGGCUUGGGUGGCUGAUCAAGAGGACGUGGCUUGCUCUGUGCGCAGGGUAGGAAACACCCAGUAAACGCCCUGAAAGACGCAAAAUCAGGAAGGGUUAAAUGAACGUGCGGCUAACGCCAGCAUCGUAGUUUCCAUUGCCGGUGCCUCUCCAAGGGGUGACACUGCGGUCCUGCUCCCAGACCAUCCAAGCCCGUUAGAGAUGCAUCGGUUUCAGGGAGAAGGAAACCUGAACCGGUGUAGUUGCUUUAUGCCAUUAAUAAUCCUCCUUCCCAAGAGGGUUCUUCCUGUGCCUGGUAAUGCUGGUGUCAAGGCAGGUUUACAUCAGGGCUCAGCGCGAAGCUUCGGUAAUGUAUUCCAGUCUCAGCACGUUAAAGUUUGUUCACAAAAAACGGGCUGUCAAAUAGCAAUUAAUAAGUACAGUAUCUGAUGAUAUGCAUUGAUAAGUGCAGUAUACGUUACGCCUGGAUGGUUAAUUAGACGCAGAUCCAACAAAUCUCAGUCGAAGGAAGCGCAUUCUAUUUAGGGACGAUGAUUAAAAAUUGAGUUUCCUUUUUUUGCUCCUUCGACUUUGUUUUUCUCUCUGGAAAUGUUAAUUCUAAUUAGCCGUGUAAUACCAAUGGGACAGCAUCUUACUCGGUGUGUGUGUAUAAACAGCAUAAUGAAGCUGAUGCAAGUUGCUGUAGAAAGAUUCAGUGAAGAGCUGUUGAGCACAUUUCCUUCUUUACAUCAUCCUCGGCAUCAAUUUGAAUAAUGUAGACCCUUGUGAAGUGUUCCUUUCAGCCGCGCUGCUUGUAGGAUGGAGAUUAGCGCUGGAUCGAGCAGAAAGAGCAGGCUAUAAAGGGUGUCGUUUGCUUUCCAGCCGCCGUGUAACGAAGGGUCCGAUAGUGCAGGGAUGUGAUACUAGAAAGGCGUCACUUUGCAUGACUCCCCCCCUGCCCUCUUUAUUGAUGUCUCCCCCCGUUCACUGAUCCUAUUGAUGUCUGCUGGCCCCUUUAUCAGUGCCAUUGAUGUUUCCCGUUUAUCGAUGCCAUUGAUGUCUCCCGUCCCCUUUAUCGAUGCCAUUGAUGUCUCCCGUCCCCUUUAUCGAUGCCAUUGAUGUCUGCCUCCCCUUCAUUGAUGCCAUUGAUGUCUCCUGUCCCCUUCGUUGAUGCCAGUGAUAUCUUCCCCCUCUUAAUUGAUGCCAUUGAUGUCUCUUGUCCCCUUCGUCGAUGCCACUGAUGUCUACCCCACACUUUAUUGAUGUCUACCCCCCUUCAUCGAUGGCAUUGAUGUCUACCUCCCCCUGUAUCGAUGCCUAUAUGGAUAAAUGACGCUAUCGACACACACAUAUGCAUAAACGUCUCUCCCCGUGCCUCGCGUCAGGUCCUCGGUGGCUCUAAAUCGCCGCGAGUCCGCCGUCUCGGCGGUGUCGAGGCGUGUCUCUGACCCAGCACCGGUUGCAAAGUCUGCGGCGGGGUGCGCGCCGCACUCCCGGUCGCACACUGCCGGCCCUCGGCCUCCGUGCCAGUCGCAUGGCACAAGUGGCACCCCCGCACCGGGGCAGUAAGCACGGUGGUCAGGGACGAGCGUGGACCCUGCUCUGUGGUGUGAGGGUCGGGGCAGGGGCCACCUCAGGCGUGGCGGGCGCCCGUGUUUUGGGGCUCGAGGCCCAGGCCCGGCUGGGUGCCUGAGGCGCGGCGCGGCGCGAGCGGG
Molecule: messenger RNA, 5396 nt
Organism: Alligator sinensis (Chinese alligator)
Lineage: Eukaryota; Metazoa; Chordata; Crocodylia; Alligatoridae
Gene: CFAP251
Product: WD repeat domain 66
Exons: 22
Coding region: 55-3561 (1168 amino acids)
Cellular component (GO): sperm flagellum
Molecular function (GO): protein binding
Source: RefSeq, a predicted model, not a curated record